Rhodotorula toruloides NP11 is the source of this 1368-nucleotide messenger RNA. RefSeq lists its product as uncharacterized. The coding region runs from base 1 to 1368 and encodes 455 amino acids. The record is from RefSeq and is a predicted model, not a curated record. Lineage: Eukaryota; Fungi; Basidiomycota; Microbotryomycetes; Sporidiobolales; Sporidiobolaceae. The transcript has 2 exons.
AUGCCAGGCCCAACGAUGCGCGAUCCUUCCGUCCAAGCCUCUCGACGUCGUCGGCUCUCCCUCAAAGCGCUCAAGAACCCCUUUCGCCGAACUUCCGACACACCCAGCUUCGACUUUCCGGCUUUCGAACCUCCUCCUUUGCCUGGUCCCGACGACGACCUCCCUCCUUCACCUCCGAGGGUCGAGAUACGCGUUGAGAGGGCGACAGCGAAUGGGUUGUCGAAGAAGUUGAGGAGGAGAAGCUUGAUUGAGCGUGUGCAGGGGGAGAAGGAGUUGGUGGCUGAGCAGAAGGCGAGGAAGGAGCGUGGAAGCGAUAGGCGCAAGUCAAGCCUGUCGACGGCGUGUGAUGCGGCGGAGAUCAAGGAGCGGUGGAUGAGGCAGCAAGAUGCGGUCGUCCUCGCCAAGGACCUCGAGGUCUCGCUCCUCGUUCCGCCUGCGUCCGACACGCCCAGCAGCAACUUCCGCUUCCCUUCGCUUGAACCGAGUCCUCGAGGGAGCAGCGUCCAGCAUGGCUCGCCUUCGCCUCGACAAGCGGACGGACCUUUCCCAACUCUGCCUUACUCGACCUACACUCCGCCUGUCGAACCUCCAGCUUCACCGACGACCCGAGACAUCAUGAGAACAAUGGCGAAGCCCUUCCCUUCGAAGCCCGUCGCACCGCGCGCAAUCGACCACUCUCGUAACCAGUCGACGACCGAUUCGCUCGUAACUCCCGCUUCCUCCACCGACCUGGACGAGACGCGCCAGCUCUCCUACAUGUUCCCGGUACCUCCGGAACGCCCGCAAGACUCGGAUGCAAUCCUCGUCUCGCCAAAGGAUGCCUUUGGCCCUCGCCCUCUACGAGCGGAGCAACGACCAGUCUCGGCGGUCGAAGCCUCGUCGACGGCUCGACCUUGGACGCCCGUUGAACAGCGACGACCUUCCUCAAUGUCCUUUCUUCCCGCUGCUCCUGUCCCGUUGCGCCGACUCUCCCGCGCCGGUACCUCCGACUCCCUCGACCUCGCGACGACCUCGUCGCAAGCCAGGGGAGGAAGCACAGCAGGCGUCGUCCGCCGACCCAUCUCGAUCCCUUCGCAACGAGGCGGCCAGCGAAUCAGCGCGUCGCUCCUCCUUGCAGGCGACGUGCCCGCGCCCGUGCACGGCGCAGGAAGCGUUCGAGGGCAGGACCGCGCGAGUUGGGCGUCGAUGCAGUCGCAGGCUUCGAGCGGGAGUGGGAGAGGCGGGUCGGGAGGAGACCAGCGGCGGUCGAGUAAGCGGUUGAGCAGGGCGGAGGGUUGGUAUGAGGAGGACGAGGAGCAAGUGGAGCGCGUGCAGGACCAUGUGCUCGAUCCGAAGAUGGAGGCGCUCGUACGCGAGUUGGGUAUCUGA